AUGGUUAAGAAACAUAGUGGUGCUUUCUAUCGGCAAAAAAAGAAAGAAAAUGCUUCUGAAACUGCCAAAGUAUUAGCUAAAACGCCUAAACUGUACAAUUAUUUUCAACAAAAUCCUCCAAAUCUUACAAGAGAGAAUGUCCAGAAUGAUAACCAUAGUUUGAGUAAUGAUAACGCUGUUUCACAACACUGCUCUAGUGCUCAUUCCCCUGAUGGGUCAUCUGAUUUGAAUAAAGAUGAUGAUUGUAUUAGUCAACCUGAAAAAACUGAAGUAAAUGAGCAGAAGAUUGAACUACUUCGUACAAUAAAUUCAACGUUUGAUAACACUGUCACUUCAGAAGAUGAUCCAACAUUGUGGAUAGUGAAUGAAACAACCAAAGAUUAUUUUUCAUUUAAUGGCUUUAAUCAAAACCUGGAAAACAAUGAUUUUUCAAAAUCAAAAAGACUUUCUACAAAACGAAUGCGGGGUGCUCAGCGUUCCUAUUAUAGAUAUUUCAGUCUUAAGUUUAUAAAAACUAAGUUAAUAAAUAAUGAACCAUUCAAUCGUACAUUUUUGGUAUAUUCGAAUAGUACCGGUAAUGUUUAUUGUGCACCUUGUCGAUUAUUUGGGAGUAAAUCAGUUUUUGCUACAGUUGGUUUUAGUAACUGGAAGAAAGGAGAAGAAAAAAUAUCACAGCAUGAAAAUUCGAUUUCACAUAAAUCUUGUGUUCUUAAAAUGUCUCAAAGAGGUUCUGUAUUAGAACGAAUUGAUAAACAACUUAUUUUACAAGUAGAAACAGAAAAAAUGUAUUGGGAAAAAGUGUUGACAAGAGUAGCAGCUGUUGUAAAAUCGUUGAGUUCCAGAGGACUUCCAUUGAGAGGACAUGAUGAUAAAUUUGGUUCUACUCAUAGUGGAAAUUUUAUAAUGAGCUUAGAGCUCAUAGCUGAAUUUGAUCCAUUUCUUUCCAAUCAUAUUGCACAAUAUGCCAAUAAAGGAAAAGGAAGCACAUCUUAUUUAUCUUUUGCAACUUUUGAACAAUUUGUUUACAUUAUGGCUGAAAAAGUAAAAGAAACUAUAGUCAAUGAAAUUAAAGAUGCAAAAUAUUUCUCUAUAGUAGUAGAUUCAACGCCUGACAUUUCUCAUACCGAUCAAUUGUCAUUAAUAUUCAGAUAUGUAAAAAAGAAUGGUGAACCUGUUGAAAGAUUUUUACAGUUUUUUGCCAAUGCUGGACAUAAGUCUGAAGAUAUGGCUGAUGCAAUUUUUAUGGCGUUAGGAGCAAAUGAUCUGAAUAUUAAAAAUUGCCGUGGCCAGUCAUACGAUAACGCAUCUAAUAUGUCAGGCAUGUACUCAGGACUUCAGGCAAGAAUAAAAGAAGCGUGUAUCCAUGCAGUUUACAUUCCUUGUGCUGCACAUUCAUUAAACUUAGUUGGUGAAUGUGCAGCCAGUUGCUGUACACAGACUUACGAAAUAGUUUUGCAUUCUAUGAAAAAUUGGGUAAAGAAAAAUCUGGUGUAG
This is a messenger RNA of Rhopalosiphum padi (bird cherry-oat aphid), 1494 nucleotides long. Its product is annotated as zinc finger MYM-type protein 1-like. The record is from RefSeq and is a predicted model, not a curated record. Lineage: Eukaryota; Metazoa; Arthropoda; Insecta; Hemiptera; Aphididae. The coding region runs from base 1 to 1494 and encodes 497 amino acids. The transcript is spliced from 5 exons.